UACACCAUACACCGUGAACAUGGACACCAGCAACGUCGUAGGCAAAAGCAACAGCUGACACAUUCGAAACCUUAUAAACGCAACCCAAUCCAAAGGCUCCACAAAAGGUCUCAGCAAACACGUCGACACACAUACACAUCUAUACAAAUGUAUGGAAUACACCAACAACUACAGCGAAGGCACGAAGAACGUUGCAACAAAGCGACUGGCUUGCAACGGCUGUGUGCCACCACCGAAUGUGAGAGAGCAUGCUCAAUAAGAUUUACCUGUCGUCUACCUGCCGACCGAACUGUGGUGAAUUGGUUGUAUGGCAAGGAAAUCAGUAUAAAUACCGCUACCAGGAGACUGUUGAAGGCAUACGCAUACAGGACGUGAACGUGUAGACAAUUACUCACUAGUUAACUGUACAAUACUUCCAGAUUUUUUGAGAACUCGUAAUACAUUCGACGAAAAUCGAAGACAACAUGUCGUCCAGUGAAAUAUAUCGUUACUAUUAUAAAACCUCCGAGGAUUUGCAGGCAUUCAAAUCGAAUGCGAACGAGAUGUUCUUUAAUCCUAUGGCGGCUUACAAUCCGCCACCGCUGGUGAGCGUCAAUCAGCAGCAUCAUCAUCUGCAGGAGCAGCAGCAACAACAGUAUAAUUGCACGCCCAACAACAAUUUCUUGCCUGCCAACGGUUUCAUCACAUUCGAGCAGGCAUCCUCCGACGGCUGGAUUACUUCCUCACCGGCGAGUCAUCGCUCUGAAAGUCCAGAAUAUGUGGAUCUCAAUACUAUUUAUGCUAAUGGUGCGCAUAGCGGCGCACAUCCGUUGCACGCGACUGUAACACAAUUCGGUUUACAUUUGGAAUCGCCAUCAGCGCCGACUACACAAUUAACAGGCUUGACAGAGACCACAUCAGCAACGAAUGAUCCAAAAACGAUUGCGUCCAAAACGCAAAACAGCAGUACUACAACUAAAGCAAAGCGUUCUUAUACGCGCCGCACACCAAAAGCAGCACCAGCUCCAACAACUUCACCUUCAUUGCCGCCAAUCACCAGUGAUGCUAUCAUUUCCAUUGCCACCAAUGCCGCCGCUGCGAUUAGUGCUAAUCCGCACGUAAUCACCAAUACCCCCUACACGCACGACUUCCAAAGUUUCGACUUCGACCAAGCCGCUGCUUUAUUUGAUGGUGACAGCGUCGACGACGAGGAUAUGGACGAUCAUAUGUUGCUCUUCGGCGCCGAUGAUGACUUCGAAGCUGCCGAUGGUUCCUUUGAGCUAGCUGAUCAAUCCGCUGCCAUGCAAACGAAGGAUGAUUCCCCAGCGUCCACACAACCCGGCGCCAAGAAGCGUCGUGGCAAGCAAAUCUCGCCCGUUGUCAAGCGUAAACGUCGUUUGGCCGCCAACGCGCGCGAACGCCGACGUAUGCAGAAUCUGAAUCAGGCUUUCGAUCGGCUGCGUCAAUAUCUGCCGUGUCUUGGUAACGAUCGGCAACUUUCCAAGCAUGAGACGUUGCAGAUGGCUCAAACUUAUAUUGCGGCAUUGGGCGAUUUAUUGCGUUAAGCUAAAAGGAAAGUACUGGUGCGAGUUUUUUUUCAUUGUGAGAUACAAAUGACUGAGUUAGACAAUACAAAUGUAAAUAUGUAGUUGAAGUUUACUUAGUUCUAAGCGUGUAUGUGUUGAUGUAUAUUUAUUUAGAAUUAGUUGGGUUUGAUAAAAAGAAUAUUUGUAAUAUUUAAAAAUAAGAAAGCCAAAUAUUGUGCAUAAGAAACCGGAAGACAACAUUAUGUCUAAGUUAGUUAAAAAUAAAAUAAUU
This is a messenger RNA of Bactrocera oleae (olive fruit fly), 1797 nucleotides long. RefSeq names its product atonal (gene ato). Gene Ontology annotation, cellular component: nucleus. Gene Ontology annotation, biological process: positive regulation of transcription by RNA polymerase II; axon development; sensory organ development. The record is from RefSeq and is a predicted model, not a curated record. NCBI's taxonomy places the organism in Eukaryota, Metazoa, Arthropoda, Insecta, Diptera, Tephritidae. Gene Ontology annotation, molecular function: E-box binding; DNA-binding transcription factor activity, RNA polymerase II-specific; protein dimerization activity.